AUGAAAAAUGCUUCUUCUUCUUCUUAUCAUUUCUGCGGAGCGAAGUUAAUGCCAUGGCAUAAAAUUGAUGUGACUGUGGUGAUGCACCUCGCAGUGGUGGUGAUGUGUGGCUCCUUCAAUCCUAUGCACGUUGCACACAUUGCAAUGUACGAAGCAGCCUGUGAUACUCUUCUGAAUAAGAAGUAUAAUGAUAAUUCUGAGAAGAAAGAAGCAUCAGUAUCAAGAAAAAAUGAUUCAAAGAUAGUAGUAGUGGGUGGAUUUGUUUCUCCGGUGAAUGAUCACUACAAAAAAGAAGAACUUCGUCCUUUUGCUCAGCGUUCAGCUAUAUGUGCGGCUUCACUCCGAGAACAUCCAUCUCUUGCGCUUGAUGAGUGGGAAGGUCUUCAACCGAACUAUGUGCGAACAUUCUAUGUACUGGAGCAUCUGCAAGAGUCUGUACAGAGAUGGUAUGAGACGGAUGCUAGUCCAAACGAGGAACAACUGGCGUGGGUGCGCCAACAUCCUGUGCGUGUUGUCUUUCUUUGCGGAGGUGAUCUCUUCUCUUCUUUUCUACGUCCCGGCUGUUGGCCGUUGGAACUUCUACGGAAACUUCUUGACAGUUUUGACGUCCUCGUUGUGAGACGUGCGGGAUCAGCGGGUUGUGCGGAGAUGAUGCGGCAGCAGAAGAAUGGAUCUGUGCUGUGCGAGUCUGUGGGAGAGGCGGACACCGACAAUACUACCAUCAACAGCAACAACAACAACAACAAUAAUAAUAAUAAUAAGGUGCUUUCACUUGAUUUAGUGGCAUACCAUUUCUUAGAGGCUGAAAUAUUUGCGAAUACCAUCUCUUCAUCUAUGAUACGAGAGAUUCUAAUGGAUAAUCCUAAUGCAGAUUUACGUGGUCUUGUUGUUGAAGGAGCUGAAACUCUUGUUCGUGCGUACUACACUGAUGGCACUCUUUAG
This is a messenger RNA of Trypanosoma theileri, 942 nucleotides long. Its product is annotated as nicotinamide mononucleotide adenylyltransferase. Lineage: Eukaryota; Euglenozoa; Kinetoplastea; Trypanosomatida; Trypanosomatidae. The transcript has a single exon. Gene Ontology annotation, molecular function: nicotinamide-nucleotide adenylyltransferase activity; nicotinate-nucleotide adenylyltransferase activity. The record is from RefSeq and is a predicted model, not a curated record. The coding region runs from base 1 to 942 and encodes 313 amino acids. Gene Ontology annotation, biological process: NAD+ biosynthetic process.